UACAAUCAGAUGGAUGGAUCUUGGUUGGAUCUUGGGCUCUUUGAAUUCACAAUAUAAAAAAAUACUCUUCGAUUAUUUUUGUUCAAUGAUCAAUUAAUAUCCGAUAUUAACAUUCGUUUACUUAAGCGCUUAUUUGACGUCAGCGGCCCCGCCCCCUCGGUCCUUGUUUCCGUAGUAACGUGACAACACCGCAGCGACAGACCGAGCGGACGGGACCCGGUUUUGACGCGACUCAGGGGUCUGCAGGUGAUGGACAGGCCGAAGUACUUCACCCCUGCUGAGGUGGCGGCUCACAACACCGCUGACGACCUUUGGGUGUCGUUUCUGGGCAAAGUGUGCGACCUGACCCCCCUGAUGACCCGGUACAAAGGUGAUGCGCUGCUGUUACCCAUCAUGGAGUGUGCGGGAAAGGACAUCAGCUGCUGGUUCGACCCCGAAACCAGAGACGUCCUGAAAUAUGUGGAUCCACUGACUCACUGUGUGAGGUACUACACCCCCAGGGGGCGCUUCGUGCACGUUCCCCCCACCGGCCCUCGCUCCGACUGGGCCAGCGACGUCGGUGGGCCCUGGUGGAGAGACCAGCGCUACGUGGUGGGACUGCUGACGGCUAAAACCAGGUGCAUACGAGUCGUCAACACGCUGACAUCGCAGGAGCAGCGACUACAGGUGUGUUCAGAGGAGACUCUGGCCGAGAUCCUCCAGCGUUACCUGCGCUACAACUCUCACGCCUCCAGCUACACCUGGAAACAUGACGGAGCGAGCCUGGACAUGAGCAGGACGCUCAGCGAGAACAACGUCCCCGACGACGACCACGAGCUGGAACAGCUAAGACUGGACCAGGACCUCUUCGCCCCCGCCAUCCUCCUCCACUUCAACGAUGACCUCACCGAAGGAUGACCUCUGACAUCAGCUGUGGCGGGCCCGGAGGUCACUGAGGACCGGUGCGACCUUACGACACAAAAAACCUCAAAGAAGAGCAGAGCUGAGCGUCACCUGCUUCUCACUGUCCUCAUAAAACUUUACAGUAAACGUAGCUGCACCUGGACGGCCACAUGUGAGGAUUAUAACCAGUAUAUUAAAUGUCAAUGACGAAUGUUGAAUUUUUACUUUCUGGGGGAUGACUUAUUCUGUAUAUCUCAGAAUUUUGAUGACAUUGGUA
Molecule: messenger RNA, 1159 nt
Organism: Xiphias gladius (swordfish)
Lineage: Eukaryota; Metazoa; Chordata; Actinopteri; Istiophoriformes; Xiphiidae
Product: cytochrome b5 domain-containing protein 1
Exons: 4
Coding region: 250-897 (215 amino acids)
Source: RefSeq, a predicted model, not a curated record